GUCCACACCCACAUGAAUGUGCAUUAUAUCCCAGCUGAAAAGAAUGUUGAUCUUUGUAAGGAGAUGAUGGAUAGAUUAAGAAUAACCUUUGACUAUACUCUCCCACUGGUUUUGUUCUACCCACAUGAGCAAGCUCAGUAUAAAAAGGUGACUUCAUCCAGAUUUUUUCUUCCAAUUAAGGAAAGUGCCACCAACACUAGUAGGAGUCAGGAGGAGCUGCCUCCCAGCCCACCGUUGUUGAAUCCAUCCACACCUCAGUCCGUGGAGAGUCAGCCUACUACUGGGGAACCAGUCACUCCCAAGAGGCGCAAAGCUGAACCGGAAGCAUUGCAGUCCCUGCGGCAUUCCUCACGUCACAGCAACUGUGACGGGUGGUCUGAGAGCAGCACAUCACCUCAGCCCAAGUGCCGACAGCAGGACAUGUCCACUGGCAUGCCCAGACUCUUCCUGUACUUGGAAAAGAAGACACCUGUGCACAGCAGAUCAUCUUCCCCCAUUCCUCUUACUCCAAGUAAGGAAGGGAGUGCUGUGUUUGCUGGCUUUGAAGGGAGAAGAACUAAUGAAAUAAAUGAGGUCCUUUCUUGGAAGCUUGUGCCUGAUGAUUAUCCCCCAGGAGACCAGCCCCCUGCUCCCUCUUAUAUUUAUGGGGCACAACAUUUGUUGCAAUUGUUUGUAAAACUUCCAGAAAUCCUUGGAAGGAUGCCCUUACCUGAGAAGAAUUUGAAGGCUUUACUGAAGCAUUUGGAUCUCUUUCUGAGGUUUUUAGCAGAAUAUCAUGAUGACUUCUUCCCAGAGUCAGUAUAUGUGGCUGCUUCUGAGGCGCACUACAGCACCAAGAACCUCAGGGCAAUGUACUAAAGUUCUUCUGGUGCUACAAGAGUAGCUGCUUUGUCUUUGUGCUUUGGGUUCCAGGUUCCAGGUGGACCAAUGAGAUGAUGGGCCUUCUCUUCAGGGUGUACCAACGGGCACUCCCUGGGGCCUCCA
Messenger RNA from Jaculus jaculus (lesser Egyptian jerboa), 984 nucleotides. RefSeq names its product male-specific lethal 3 homolog. The record is from RefSeq and is a predicted model, not a curated record. Gene Ontology annotation, cellular component: nucleus; MSL complex; NuA4 histone acetyltransferase complex. The transcript has a single exon. Gene Ontology annotation, biological process: chromatin organization; regulation of DNA-templated transcription. The annotation marks the transcript as partial. Lineage: Eukaryota; Metazoa; Chordata; Mammalia; Rodentia; Dipodidae.